GUGCUCACACUUCGUUUAAGCGGGUAUCAAACGUUAGCUAGUCGUUUCCUCAGCAGGUAGCCAUUCGCAUUUUGAAACAUUCCUAUGUAUUAAGUUAUCAACGGUGGGUUCGGGUGCAAGGACAGAUAAGGGCGAAGGGGACGAAAUGAACAGUCGACUGCAGGAAAUUCGAGAGCGACAAAAACUUCGGCGGCAUCUUCUAGCUCAACAGCUGGGAGCUGAGAGUGCAGACAGCAUUGGGGCUGUGUUGAACAGUAAAGAUGAGCUCAAAGAGAUAGAAGAGACUAGAGAAACAUGCAGGGCGUCGUUGGAUAAAUCUGCCCCACCCUCAAAAAAGAAGGCACUGACAGAGGGUGAUGACACGGAGGAAGAUGUAGAGGAACAAAAAGAUGAGUUGGAGGUGCAGCAGCCAGAGGAAAGCAACCCAUACGAGGAAGUCUACAAGGACUCAAGUACUUUCCUCAAGGGUACACAGAGUUUGAAUCCUCACAACGAUUACUGCCAACACUUUGUGGACACGGGUCACAGGCCACAGAACUUCAUUCGAGAUGUUGGCUUGGCUGACCGAUUUGAGGAGUACCCCAAACUACGAGAGCUGAUCCGACUGAAGGAUGAACUUAUCUCCAGCACGAACACCCCUCCCAUGUACCUGCAGGCCGACCCAGAGCACUUUGACCUCCAGGAUUUAAAAAGCGAGUUUGACGUCAUCCUCCUUGAGCCUCCUUUAGAGGAAUACUACAGAGAAUCAGGCAUUAGCCACACAGAGCGCUUCUGGACCUGGGAUGAUAUCAUGAAGUUGGAGAUUGAGGAGAUCUCUGCCCUCCGUUCUUUCGUCUUCCUCUGGUGUGGCUCAGGUGAAGGCCUGGACUUAGGAAGAAUGUGUUUAAGGAAAUGGGGCUUCAGGCGCUGUGAAGAUAUCUGCUGGAUCAAGACCAACAAAAAUAACCCAGGAAAGACCAAGGCUCUGGAUCCAAAAGCUGUGUUUCAGAGAACCAAGGAGCACUGCCUGAUGGGAAUCAAAGGAACAGUGCGGAGAAGCACGGACGGCGACUUCAUCCAUGCCAACGUGGACAUUGACUUGAUCAUUACGGAGGAGCCCGAGAUGGGCAACGUGGAGAAGCCCGUGGAGAUCUUCCACAUCAUUGAACACUUUUGUUUGGGCCGCAGGAGGCUGCACCUUUUUGGACGAGACUCUACCAUCAGACCAGGCUGGCUGACCGUUGGCCCUACACUGACCAACAGUAACUUCAACCCAGAGACCUAUGCUGCACAUUUUGCUUUGCCCGACUCCCACCUGUCCGGCUGCACCGAGGAAAUAGAGCGACUGCGACCCAAGUCGCCGCCUGCUAAGAUGAAAUCGGAGCGUGGUGGCGGGCCGGCUAGAGGGGGGCGGGGCGGUCCAAACGUCGGAAGAGGUGGAGAGAGAGGCCGCGAAAGAAACAGACCAAAUUUCCGUGGGGACAGGGGCGGCUUCCGGGGACGGGGAGGACCACAUCGAGGAUUUCCCCCUCGCUAGCACGACAUUGGUCACCAGACUUGUUUGAAGUUGAUGCGUAAAGCGUCAGGUACAUGUGUACAAAUGUUGUCAGUGCAGUGACAGUCUAUAGUUGCGGUUGCCUCGGUAAGGAGACAUCUACUCUAACUGACGUCUUGCUUCUUCACUCUGUGGAUACUUUACUCAAGUGUUUGGCCCCCAGCAAUAUUGUUUUACCAUCAAUCUAGAGUCCUGUUUAUUCAGGAAUGUCUACUGUACUGUAAUCACAACAUGUGGCUCCACUGAAUUAUUUUCUAUUUGCACGGUAUUUUUUUUAUCCAUCUCACAAAGAGACUCCUUUUUUUAAAGGCAAGAUGUGUUCAAUUCUUAAAAGCUGAUGUCAGAAUAACAUGUAAAUGGUGCAAAGUAAACAACACAGAGGUCCUUCCACUUUUUAUGUUGGUGUGGUUAGCAACAUUUUUUUAUUUUUAUCUUUGUUUAUUUUUUGUGUCCAAAUAAACCUUUUCUCAAUUUGUA
Molecule: messenger RNA, 2011 nt
Organism: Dunckerocampus dactyliophorus (ringed pipefish)
Lineage: Eukaryota; Metazoa; Chordata; Actinopteri; Syngnathiformes; Syngnathidae
Gene: mettl14
Product: methyltransferase 14, N6-adenosine-methyltransferase subun
Exons: 11
Coding region: 146-1516 (456 amino acids)
Cellular component (GO): nucleus; RNA N6-methyladenosine methyltransferase complex
Molecular function (GO): mRNA binding
Source: RefSeq, a predicted model, not a curated record